CCGGCUACUCAGAGGACGUGGAACACCACAAACAGGAACUUUAAAGGGAUUGAAAUCUGUUGCCUGUUCCACUAGGAAUAUUGUUUGCAAGGCACAAGGUGUCUUUUGGUAGUGAGCACCCUCUGCGCAUGCGCAGGUCCUUUCGGGAAUUACUGCCCUGCCGCCGACUAAGUUGCAUUCCUUGAAUCUUCGCAGGAAAGACAAUUCUUUAAUCAGAGUUAGUAAUGUGGACAGUACAAAAUCGAGAGAGUUUGGGGCUUCUCUCUUUCCCUGUGAUGAUUGCCAUGGUCUGUUGUGCACACAGCGCCAAUGAGCCCAGCAACAUGUCAUACGUGAAAGAGACAGUGGACAGAUUGCUCAAAGGAUAUGACAUUCGCUUGCGGCCGGACUUUGGAGGGCCCCCUGUGGACGUAGGGAUGCGGAUCGAUGUCGCCAGCAUAGACAUGGUCUCCGAAGUGAACAUGGAUUAUACACUCACCAUGUAUUUCCAGCAGUCUUGGAAAGACAAAAGACUUUCUUAUUCUGGAAUCCCACUAAACCUCACAUUAGACAACAGGGUAGCUGACCAACUCUGGGUGCCAGACACCUAUUUUCUGAAUGACAAGAAAUCAUUUGUGCAUGGGGUUACCGUGAAAAAUCGAAUGAUCCGACUGCAUCCUGAUGGAACAGUUCUCUACGGACUCCGAAUCACAACCACAGCUGCAUGUAUGAUGGACCUACGAAGAUAUCCUCUGGAUGAACAGAACUGCACUCUGGAGAUUGAAAGUUAUGGCUAUACCACUGAUGACAUUGAGUUUUACUGGAAUGGAGGAGAGGGAGCAGUAACAGGAGUUAAUAAAAUUGAGCUUCCUCAGUUUUCAAUUGUCGACUACAAGAUGGUAUCCAAGAAAGUGGAGUUCACAACUGGGGCAUAUCCACGACUGUCACUGAGUUUUCGUCUCAAGAGAAACAUUGGUUACUUCAUUUUGCAAACCUACAUGCCUUCCACACUGAUUACAAUUCUGUCCUGGGUGUCUUUUUGGAUCAACUACGAUGCAUCUGCAGCCAGAGUUGCACUAGGAAUCACCACUGUGCUGACAAUGACAACCAUCAGCACCCACCUCAGGGAGACCUUGCCAAAGAUCCCUUAUGUCAAAGCGAUUGAUAUUUACCUGAUGGGUUGCUUCGUGUUUGUGUUCCUGGCUCUGCUGGAAUAUGCCUUUGUAAAUUACAUCUUCUUUGGAAAAGGCCCUCAGAAAAAGGGAGCCAGCAAACAAGACCAGAGCGCCAAUGAGAAGAACAAACUGGAGAUGAAUAAAGUUCAGGUCGACGCGCACGGCAACAUUCUGCUCAGCACCCUGGAAAUCCGGAACGAGACGAGCGGCUCGGAGGUGCUGACGGGCGUGAGCGAGCCCAAGGCCACCAGCAUGUACUCGUACGACAGCGCCAGCAUCCAGUACCGCAAGCCGCUGAGCAGCCGCGAGGGCUACGGGCGCGCGCUGGACCGGCACGGCGCGCACAGCAAGGGGCGCAUCCGCCGGCGCGCCUCGCAGCUCAAAGUCAAAAUCCCCGACUUGACUGAUGUGAAUUCCAUAGACAAGUGGUCCCGAAUGUUCUUCCCCAUCACCUUUUCUCUUUUUAACGUCGUUUAUUGGCUUUACUACGUACACUAA
Messenger RNA from Enhydra lutris kenyoni (northern sea otter), 1652 nucleotides. It is a transcript of the gene GABRB1, whose product is annotated as gamma-aminobutyric acid type A receptor beta1 subunit. Gene Ontology annotation, cellular component: neuron projection; membrane; GABA-A receptor complex. Gene Ontology annotation, molecular function: extracellular ligand-gated monoatomic ion channel activity; GABA-A receptor activity; neurotransmitter receptor activity. Gene Ontology annotation, biological process: nervous system process; monoatomic ion transmembrane transport; signal transduction. The transcript is spliced from 9 exons. The record is from RefSeq and is a predicted model, not a curated record. Bases 225 to 1652 code for a protein of 475 amino acids. Lineage: Eukaryota; Metazoa; Chordata; Mammalia; Carnivora; Mustelidae.